Mesorhabditis belari is the source of this 1356-nucleotide messenger RNA. NCBI's taxonomy places the organism in Eukaryota, Metazoa, Nematoda, Chromadorea, Rhabditida, Rhabditidae. The record is from the annotation of a GenBank genome assembly.
AUGAGCGCGAUCCCAUCACCAUUCCCGGGAUCGCAUCUUGUGCUUGCCUCGAUCAUCCUCUACACUCUCAUACAUCUUUUUGCGAAAUCUUGGGCUCUCUCCAUCGACGGCUAUGAGAGAGGGAACCGAUUCCGGCUAAUCUCUGUGGCCAAGCUAGAAAUCUCGAUGUUUGUCUUGAACAUUUUCGUCUAUCACCAAUUGAUGAAAUGGUUUCAAGACGAUCAGAAACAAUAUGGGAAAUUUGGAGCAACUGCAAGGAGAAAAACGAAACAAAGAGCCUCUAUUUCACUGAUUAUUUUCCUCUUCUUAGCCCACGCAUUAUAUUUCAUGUACUACGCGCCGACAUGGAUGCAAUGGCUCUUCUUUGAUCUAACGUCUAUCGCUUGCGGUCUCUGGACGAACGUGAUGGCGUUUGUUUGCGGCUUUUUUCUCGUCAACUUGCUAAUCACUCCAUUCCAAAACUUUAAACCAACAGCUUGCCUGAUUGCCUUGUUUUCUAAAGUUAAUUAUUUCAAAAAGUUGCUCUUCGAUCGAAAAGAACAAAUCAAAUUCACGUUUGGAUUCAGCAUUGUUUUAUCGUUGCUUAUGUGGUACGGAGCUGAUAAAAUUGUGAUAAAAGAACGGGAAUUUCGCAUCGGAAACUUCACCGGCGAUAGAGAGCUUCGGUUUGCUGUUGUCUCGGAUAUCCACGCUGGAGCAAGUGUCUACAUUGAACAAGUAAACCGGGUAGCCGAAGCAUUGUUGUCGCUUAAACUCGACGCCGUUUUCAUCGUUGGUGAUAUGGUGGAUGGAGAGGUGAAAGACAUUGGAAAACGCGUUUCUCCAAUGUUCACUGUAGCUCAGAGAUUUCCGACCUACUUUGUCACUGGUAAUCACGAUUACUACAUUGGAAACGUGCAAGAGUGGCUUGAUUUGUACAAAAAGAAUGGGAUUCGUGUGUUAUCGAAUGAAGCGACAAUGAUUCACAAUAUUUGCCUAGCUGGGGCUACUGAUAUCGCUUCUCACAAAGCUGGAAUCGUUUCUCAAGAGAUGAACAUCUCUCUGGCUCUCUCGCAUUGUCCACCAGCUGGCAAAGCGACUCGCGUCCUCUUGGCUCACAAUCCAGCAUCCGUUCGAGAGAUUGCCGCGUCUGAUUUGAAGACGAUCGAUUUAGUACUUUCAGGCCACACACAUGCCGGUCAAUUCUACGUGGUUUUCCCAGCUGUCUACUGGAUUUUACCGUAUUUCUAUGGUGUCUACGAUCUCCCGCAUCCAUCCACCGGGAAAUUGAUGAUCACCGCCGGGUCACUCUAUCAAGGGCCACCAAUGAAAAUGUUGCAAAUGUCCGAAAUUUGGGUGGUCACUCUGAAAAAUGUC